AUGAAAUAUUCAAGUCUCCUUGUUGUAGCUCUACUACAAACUACAGCCUAUGCGGCCGACCAGAAUCUCCGCCGCACUGCUGUGGAAAGCAACAAACCUCUUGAGAAACCAAACAAGCAGGCUCCUCACAAGCAUCAGCCUCGGGGAGCGGGAAAGUCACAAUCUGGAAUGGUGACAUACUUCACAAUGGACGGAAAGACCAAUAUGAAGGAAAAGAAAGAAAAGAAAGGAAGUAAUCAUGAUGGUGACGAUGGAAGAGAUAACCGCAUCGUCGGUGGUAGCCAAUCUGAUCCUGGAGAAUUCCCGUAUUAUGUGGACUUGGGAGGCUGCGGCGGGUCCUUGAUUGCCCCCAACGUUGUCUUGACUGCCGCACAUUGUGGUAGCUACCAAGGGGAGAGCGUUGUUGUUGGAGCGUAUCGUUACGAUUCCACUGCCAACAAUGCCGUUCGCGUAUCCGUCUCUGCCGACGUCCAACACCCGAACUACGAUGACUUUACCACUGCCAAUGACUUUCGCUUGCUACGCUUAGCCCAAGAUGUUACCGUUGGUGGUUCGAACGUCGUCCUUUCCAUCAACGAGCAGUUUUCCCGUCCUUCCAAUGGCGAAGACUUGACUGUUUUGGGACUUGGAACGACCUCGGAAGAUGGUAACGAGGCGAACAUCCUAAGAGAUGUGGUGGUUCAAGCCAUCUCCACCAGUACUUGCAACCAGCCAAUCAGCUACGGCGGAGACAUCGAGGACAAUAUGUUCUGUGCUGGAGUCAAUGGAGGCGGCAAGGACAGUUGUCAAGGAGACUCCGGGGGCCCAAUUGUCAUUCGCAAUGGCAACCAACACGUCCAAGUCGGUGUUGUAUCUUGGGGAGAUGGAUGCGCCCGACCAAACAAGCCAGGAGUGUAUGCUCGAGUGAGCAGCGCAUUCGGUUGGAUUGAACAAGUCGUGUGUGAUCAAUGGAACGUCAAUGCCGACUUUUGCGGCGGAGGUACUACCCCACCACCACCCAGCCCAACUCCGCCAAGUCCACCACCACCUACUCCAACUCCACCAAGCCCCACGCCGCCUUCUGGUGGUGGUGGUUGUCCAGCGGGAGAGAUGGAGUUUGAUUUCACCAUUCGCACUGAUGAAUGGGGAUGGGAGACGUCUUGGGAAGCCACACGCUCCAGCGGUAGCAAGGUCGCAAGCGGAUCCAACUAUGAGUCAAAUCGAACCUACCGCAAGAACAAAUGCAUCCCCGAGGCAUGUUACACAUUGACCAUCUUUGAUGACUACGGUGACGGGCUCAGCUCUGAUGGUAACUACGAAUUGAAAGUCAAUGGUCAAGUUGUUGAGUCCAAGAGCGGCAUCGAUUUUGGAUACGAACGGUCUAUUGAUUUUGGAUCCUGCAGUGGUGGUGGCGGCGAUGGAGGUUCUGAUGGUGGAGGCUCUGGCGGUGGUGGAAGUGGAUCGUCCUCUUGCCUGCCAAUCACUUUGAACCUCCGGACCGAUGACUAUGGCUACGAAACCGACCUAUUCCUGCUCACUGACACGGGAGAACUCGUUUGGAAUGCCAAUGGGUUCGCCGACAACAAGGAUUAUCAAUUCAGUACGUGCCUGGACAGCAGUGAGUGCGCAACUUUGGAUAUCUUUGAUGAGUGGGGAGAUGGUAUUGAGUCUCCAGGAUACAUCAAGCUGGUCGUUGACGGCACGACCUACUUCAAUGGUGGUGACAUUGGCGGAGGCAUCGUCUUUCGCAUUGGUGGCAAUUGCUAA
Messenger RNA from Cylindrotheca closterium, 1746 nucleotides. The record is from the annotation of a GenBank genome assembly. NCBI's taxonomy places the organism in Eukaryota, Bacillariophyta, Bacillariophyceae, Bacillariales, Bacillariaceae.